Molecule: messenger RNA, 1232 nt
Organism: Mycotypha africana
Lineage: Eukaryota; Fungi; Mucoromycota; Mucoromycetes; Mucorales; Mycotyphaceae
Product: glycerol-3-phosphate dehydrogenase [NAD+]
Exons: 3
Coding region: 80-1132 (350 amino acids)
Biological process (GO): carbohydrate metabolic process; glycerol-3-phosphate catabolic process
Cellular component (GO): glycerol-3-phosphate dehydrogenase (FAD) complex; cytosol
Molecular function (GO): protein homodimerization activity; glycerol-3-phosphate dehydrogenase [NAD(P)+] activity; NAD binding
Source: RefSeq, a predicted model, not a curated record
UUUUUUUUUCCUUUUUCAAAUUUUUUCUUUUUUUGUUUGAUACUCAUCUCUAUCAAUCAUUAUUUCAUCUUUAAAUACAAUGUCUGCAGUUAAACAAAGAGUUACUAUCAUCGGUUCUGGUAAUUGGGGCUCCUCCAUUGCUCGCGUUUGUGCUCAAAAUGUCAAGAAAUUCCCCGACAUCUUUGAACCUGAAGUGCGUAUGUGGGUCUAUGAAGAAAAAAUCGACGGUCGUAAUUUGACCGAGAUUAUCAAUGAAAAGCAUGAAAAUGUGAAAUAUCUUCCUGGCAUCAGUCUUGGAGACAAUGUGCGUGCCAUUCCUGAUGUGUGUCAAGCUGCCAAGAAUGCCAAUAUCCUUGUUUUUGUCUUGCCUCAUCAAUUUGUGUACAAGGUGUGCGAAUCUCUUCGUGACGUGAUUGACAAGGAUUGCAGAGCUAUUUCUUUGAUCAAGGGUUUGGAUUAUAAAAACAACAACUUGCUCAUUUUCUCUGAAGAAAUCGAAAAGAUCUUGGGUGUCAACUGUGCUGCCUUGUCCGGUGCCAACAUUGCUAGUGAAGUCGCUGAAGAAAAGUUUGGUGAAACCACCAUUGCUUGUAAAGAUCCCAAGGACGGCGAAAUCUUUGUUAAGCUCUUCCAUACAGAUUACUUUGAUGUCAACGUCAUUGGUGACUGGAGAGGUCUCCAAGUCUGUGGUGCUCUCAAGAACGUGGUGGCCCUCGGUGCUGGUAUCUCUGAUGGUCUCAACUAUGGUAACAACACAAAAGCCGCCAUCAUCCGUCGCGGUUUGCUUGAAAUGAGAAAGUUUGGCAAGACUUUCUUUGGUGGAGUACACACUGAAACAUUUUUCGAAUCGUGUGGUGUCGCUGAUCUUAUCACGACUUGUUCUGGUGGUCGUAACAGAAAGGUGGCUGCUGCUUUCAUCUCUUCUGGCAAGACCAUUGAUGAAAUUGAAAAGGAAAUGUUGAACGGUCAAAAACUUCAAGGUACAACCACUUCACAAGAAGUCUAUCACUUUUUAUCCGCCAGAAACAUGACACAAGAAUUCCCUCUCCUCACUGCUAUUUAUCGUGUCAUCUAUGAGAAGGCUCCUCCCGAAAGCAUUGCUCUUGAUCUCCGUACUCGUUUAAACGAGUAAAGAAAUUCUUAUCAAAAACAUGGAUCUACUUGACGCGUUGUAAAAAAACUUUUUUAAUUAUUCUAAAUGUUUAUAUCUCUUUUUUUUUUUUUUUUUUUCU